Gongylonema pulchrum is the source of this 594-nucleotide messenger RNA. The record is from the annotation of a GenBank genome assembly. Lineage: Eukaryota; Metazoa; Nematoda; Chromadorea; Rhabditida; Gongylonematidae.
AUGAAAAGUUCGGCAAUUCUGCCAGUACCGGUGAAUAACAACAACAACAAUCCAGUGUUCCCGAUGAAAUCGCCGCGAAAACGGACCGCACGUCGUCGCCUCUUCUCCCCGCCGAAUCAUCGGCUUUUUGACGAAUGGAUAUCGAAAGAGAUUGAUGAGAUACGUGCGCAGCAGCGGCUCAAAUGGGGUUUCCAGUUUGAUUCCGAAAAUCCAUGUGCAGCGAGCAGCCAAAGCGAUUACAUAUUCACUGCUGUUCCCGCAGAAUCGGUCCCAUCUUUCUAUCGAACUUCCUUCUAUCCACGCGAAUCCAGUCCAGCAUCCGACACUGAAAAUCAGAUACCGUGUAGCAGCAAAACCGAUGUGAUUGCAACAAUCGCGUGCUCAGAUUCCGACUUACUGGUGCUCCCAACCAGCCGUUCAUCGGCAGCUUCUCUAGCAUGUAAAUUCGAUGUAUGUGAUGUAUGUAUGUAUGUACGUAUGUAUGUAUGUGUGUGUGUGUGUGUGUGUGUGUAUCUGUAUGUAUGUGUCAAAAUGUGUGGAAUAUUCUGGAAUUCCCAUGUCGCGCAUAUGUUCCAUCACAUUGUGGAUAUGUAA